Molecule: messenger RNA, 1320 nt
Organism: Fibroporia radiculosa
Lineage: Eukaryota; Fungi; Basidiomycota; Agaricomycetes; Polyporales; Fibroporiaceae
Exons: 2
Coding region: 1-1320 (439 amino acids)
Biological process (GO): regulation of transcription by RNA polymerase II
Cellular component (GO): nucleus
Molecular function (GO): RNA polymerase II cis-regulatory region sequence-specific DNA binding; DNA-binding transcription factor activity, RNA polymerase II-specific
Source: RefSeq, a predicted model, not a curated record
AUGACCAGCCUCAACAACCUCCUCAACCCCGAGUCUUCCUACGAGUACAGUCUCCGAGUCAAGCAGUCUCGCUCACCCAGUGGCAGCAUCUCGUCCCCCAGAGAACAUCAGUCAGACCGCACAUCCAUCCAGGAGAACUACUAUGGCCAGAGCAACAUCUCCAUCACCCCCCACGAGCCACAUCCCAACUGCCCCGAUACCCUCGCAUGCCUCCCAAACACAGACGGCAGGCCACAGCAUACCCUCCCCGUUAUCCUCCGCUGCGCCAUCCUAGGCAGUCCCAAAAAGCGUCUGACCAUUCGCGAAAUAUAUGCUGCCAUGGAGAAGAAAUACCCCUACUACAAGACCGCAGGCCCUGCAUGGAAGGUAGCUAUCUCUGCCUCUCCCCGUCCCUCCCGUCCCCCUUCAUUCACGCAAUGGCUGACCUCCGGAGCUCAGCAAUCAGUCAGGCAUCAUCUAUCCCUCAAUCGCCUAUUUGAGCGGCAACCGCGGCCCGCCACCGACCCAGGCUUCGGCUCGUACUGGACCGUGAACCUCAAUGCGCCCCCGGGCACGAAACGCCCGCGGAAACGCGGUCGUGCAAACAAGGAGGCUGCAGCUAACAGCGCUGCUGUUCCGCCCCCUCCAAGCAUUCCUACAGCGCCCCCGCCUGAGAUAUCUCUACCCCCUCCUCCUCCGCCAUUCCGAGGCAAAGCACAGGAGAAGACACCCGAGCUCAAAGACUAUCAUCCCCCUCCCAUCGCGACCCUGCGGCCAGUCGACAGUCGGUCGUUCAGUCAGGUAUCAUCCCUGCGGCCAGGUGAGUACUAUGACGAUGACGAUGACGACGAGAUGGAGUGGGACGAAGAGGGAGGACGCAUGUCGGACGAAGACUACGUGAGCUCCGACGAGAUGCCGUACAAGUUCGACCCCCGCGCGUCUACAUCGAGCACGCAUUCCCUGACCAGUCCGCCAAACAGACCAGUGCUGUAUGGAGCAUUCUCGGGAUAUGCAAGUGCCGGUUACAGGGGGGCGGAGAGCCAGGAUCCCGUGGCGGAGCGGCUCAAGAUGGAGAUGGCCGGUCUGCGAAGACAGUCCACAGACGCCGUCAAUGCGUCGUUACGGAUGUCGAGCCAGCUUGCUGAUGCGCAAGCAGACGCGGCGCGGAUGCGAGCUGCGCUGAAAGUGGCGGAGAGCCGGCUGGAUGAGGAGAUGAGGCGGCGGCGGGAGGCGGAACAUAUUGCGGAGGACGAAGCAAGACUCCGAUUAGCAGCCGAAGAUGCAUUGCGUGCGUAUCAACUGCAACGACGACCGCCAGGAUACACAUCUUCACGGCCUUGA